AUGGGUUGUGUGAACUCCAAGAAAGCUCGAAGAGGAAGAACCAACACGGUUUCUCCUGUUGGGCCUUAUGUUUAUAAGACGAGUUCGCGAAAAAGGAGCAAUGGUUCUGGUAGAAGCAUGGUGGUGGAGGCUUCUUCUUCUUCUAGAGGACAUUCUGGUGUUCUUGCGAAUCAACAGCAGCAACAACAACAGGAAGAAAGGAAAAAGGGAGAUUUGAAUGUGAGGAUUGGUUUGUCGCAUAGGUUUGUUGAAGGUGAACAGGUUGCUGCUGGUUGGCCUUCUUGGCUUACUUCUGUUGCUGGUGAAGCCAUUCAUGGUUUGGUUCCUCUCAAAACUGAUUCUUUUGAGAAAUUAGAUAAGGUUGGACAAGGUACAUAUAGCAGUGUUUUCCAAGCUCGUGAAGUCGAGACAGGGAAGAUGUUUGCGUUGAAGAAGGUGCGACUUGACACACUUCAACCGGAGUGCAUUAGGUUCAUGGCGCGGGAGAUCAUAAUUCUCCGGACACUUGACCACCCUAACAUCAUGAAAUUAGAGGGUAUAGUCACUUCACAAUUAUCAAAUAGUAUAUACCUUGUAUUUGAAUACAUGGAGCAUGACCUCGCUGGCCUAAUAUCUAACCCCGAUAUCAAGUUCACAGACUCACAGAUUAAGUGUUACAUGAGACAGCUAUUGAGUGGAAUCGAGCACUGUCACCUACGAGGUAUUAUGCAUCGAGACAUUAAAGUAUCGAACAUAUUAGUUAACAAUGAAGGAAUUUUAAAGAUCGGAGACUUUGGAUUAGCAAACACCGUUAGCCAAAGUAGCAAACAUCCUUUAACAAGCCGUGUAGUGACUCUAUGGUAUCGUCCUCCUGAGCUUUUGAUGGGAGCAACAAACUACGGAGUUACAGUCGAUCUCUGGAGCGUAGGGUGUGUGUUUGCCGAACUUUUUCUAGGGAAGCCCGUCCUUAAGGGGAGAACUGAGGUUGAACAAUUGCACAAGAUAUUUAAGCUUUGCGGGUCUCCGCCUGAAGAGUUUUGGAAAAAGAGUAAGCUUCCGCUUGCAACAAUGUUUAAGCCUCAGACUAGUUACGAAAGCUCGCUUGCGGAGAGGUGUAAAGGCUAUAUUCCUCUAUAUGCUGUGCAUCUACUUCAGACCUUACUCUCCAUUGAUCCAACGAAUCGCGGUACUGCCUCUUCUGCGCUUAUGUCCGAGUAUUUCAACACCGCACCGUAUGCUUGUAAUCCAUCACUCCUGCCAAAAUAUCCACCAAGCAAAGAAAUGGAUGCUAAGAAUAGGGAUGACAUGCAAAGGAAAAAGAAUGGAGGUAAAGUGCGAGAGCGAGAUGCUGUGACGUCUGGAAGGCAAAGACGGGGCCAUAAAAAUGCGCAGGAUCCUCACAAUGUCAGCAAAGCAGCUUUGAAAGAGGGAAUGCAGAAUAUUUCUCUAAACGCUGGUAAAGACGGUAAAGAGGGUGAUGGUAAAAAGGGAAAAGGAGGCGCUAUGCACAAAGAGCAACAAAAACAUUUGUACGACACCAAAUCAGACACUGCGGAAAAGGUGAACGGUUACGACGGCUAUAGUGCGUACACAGGACCGACACAAGUCUCAGGAUCUAGUGGCUUUACGUGGGUGAAAAGACGAAAACCAGAACCUUCAUCAAUAUUAUCAGAUGGCUCAAGAAGCAAAAUCAGCGCAAUGGAUCCAACCUUUGCGAAAGGCACAUAUGAAUUAACAAAACACGGGAUGAAUGUUUCAGAAAGGAAACAUAAUAAUUACAAUGCAAGUCAUCGCAACGAAACUUCCAAGAACGCACUACCAAAGCACCUGGGUCAUAAUGGUCAAUCUGAAUCGUUUGAUGCAGCUGAUAUAUAUAAUUCCAAUUAUUACAUGGAUUUUGAUCUCGCAGAUAAAACGGAUACUCAUAAAAAUGCGCAGGACCAUACAAACUAUGAUGAACCUGUGGAGCUAUCAGUACCAACUAUGACCGGAACAGAUAAAAAUGGCGAGUUAAGUUGGAACGAAAAUAAUAAGUGGCGACAAUCUCUUCGUAAAUCAAGGUUGGGAAGAGACAAAUGA
Messenger RNA from Lathyrus sativus (Indian pea), 2058 nucleotides. Lineage: Eukaryota; Viridiplantae; Streptophyta; Magnoliopsida; Fabales; Fabaceae. The record is from the annotation of a GenBank genome assembly.